Molecule: messenger RNA, 3693 nt
Organism: Rhopilema esculentum
Lineage: Eukaryota; Metazoa; Cnidaria; Scyphozoa; Rhizostomeae; Rhizostomatidae
Product: centromere/kinetochore protein zw10 homolog
Biological process (GO): mitotic cell cycle; endoplasmic reticulum to Golgi vesicle-mediated transport; mitotic spindle assembly checkpoint signaling
Cellular component (GO): RZZ complex; nucleus; chromosome, centromeric region
Source: RefSeq, a predicted model, not a curated record
GGCGCCCUAAAAAUAUUGGCGAAAUAAAGAUGGCCGCUCGCCUAGACAGUACGUCAGGGGAACCAGCUAAGGUCGUCGCAACUAAAAACAUGGAUGAUCAGGCUAGUUUGAUGAAAGGCUCUCCAAGUAUUGUUGCAGAUGUUUUGAGCAAGAAAGGCCUUAGUUCUGCGACUGCUUUAAGCCAGGCAAUGAAAGAACUCUCUGAUAAAACUGACUCGUUGAAGAGUCAGAUGUAUGGUGUCAUCUACAAACAGUACACAGAGUUUUAUCAUGAGUUUAACUUAGGAGAUGAACUCAAUAAGCAGUUGGUCAGGUUAAUAAAAGGAAUCAACAAACUUGGUGAUGAUAUUCAGAAUGAAACUUUGGUUACAAUGGCUACUGCUGGAUCUGAAUUGCAUCAAUUGACUAGUGACUAUGAGAAAAACCAUGAAAUUAUCAAGGCCUUGAAAAAGCUGCUUAAGAUGCAUGACUGUAUUCAUACAUGUGCAAAUGGCAUCCAUUACAAGGAUUACCUUCCAGCUGCCAAAUCUGUUCGGGAUAUGAGAAAUCAUCUCAAUGAACUGUCUGCGGAAACAUGUGAAAUCAGAGUUUUCAAGGCCAUCACUGAAGAGUAUAGGGGAAAGAAAGCUGUUUUGGUAUCAGUUCUUGAAUCAAACUGGUCGCAGUUGAUUGAUUGGAGCUCUGUUGACUCGGUGUCCUGGGAUAACAUUGAGAGUCACCUUAGGACAUCCCUUAGAGUGCGCUCCCCAGAUCCCAAAACUCAUGGUGUUGUCUCGCUGACGUCACUGUUCCAAGCAAUGGAGUAUAUUGGUAUAUUUGAAGCCCGGCUGAAGAGUUUCGCGAAGAAAAUGCUAAACUACUUGCUGAAGCCGUUUGUGAAAUUUCCAAAUUUGAAGCCAAUGGUGGAAAACGAUAAAUUGAAAAUUGUGAAAGAAGAUAUAAAAAUAAAGGGAAAACGGAUUGACCCAGUGUCUUUGAUACGAAAGCUCGGUACAGUUGUCCAGUUUGUCGUCAAGCACGUGUUUCCAGAGGUUUUAGAGAAUGGAAAGAGUUCAGAAACCACAACCGAUAAUGGAGUACAAGAGGCAGCGAAAAAUGAUUAUAGCAAAAAACUAAAGUCCUACAUUUGGCCUGAACUCAGUGAAUUGAUCAUUAAAGAUUGCUUAUCAAACGCUGUUCCUUCAAACAACACACAGAUUAAAGAAUACGAGAUAGUCAUCAAAGUGACAAACGUUUUUGAGCAAGAGCUCAUUUCAUUGGGUUUCCUUGAUGAAGGCGAUACGGACCUGAGCACCUAUGUGAAAGGAAUCAAUAUCCAUUUUGCAAACAAAAAGAUCCAGGAUUUGCUAGAAAAGGCUCGUAGUUUGAUGACGUUAGAGAUUCAUAGCAUGGUUAAAGUUGAGGAAGAUGAGGACAGAGCUCGCUUGGUCACGCAUGUUGAAGAAAAGGAAAGAAAAUUUACAAAAGAGACCAAUCUUUUGCUUGCUGGCCUGAAGGAUAUCCCAGAGGGAAGUUUCGCGACAAAGAUUUUCAAAUUUCCUGAAUGCAGAAUAAGCGAGUCAACCAUGAAGCUUCGUGAUCUCGUUUACAAAACGCUGAUUGAAGCAUCAAUGGCCACGCCUCAAGUAGCAAUUCAGUUAUUUUACUGUGUUCGCAAUAUGUUCGAAUUAUUCUGUGAUGUGGUGCCAACGUACCAUCGAGAGAGCCUUGAACUACCUCAACUAGCCGCCCUUCAUUACAACAAUUCGAUGUACUUGGCCCAUCAUUGUAUUACCCUGGGACAUCAGUUCAAACUGACCCUCCCUGAGACGUUAAGCCAAGGAGCUGCUACAUUCAUCGAUCUAGUACCAGUGCUGAGAAAGUGUGGGGAGAAAUGCUUUUUGGACAAUUUGAAAAAGCAAAAGCUACAAUUAUUAGAGAUCGUAACAGUUUGUGAUGGGUUUAGAUCUUUGGACAAUGAGGACGAUGCUUUUGCCACCCAGAAGGCAUUUGACCAGAUAAUCAGUCAGCUCGUUCGCCUGAGUAGAGUUUGGAAGGACGUCUUGCCAAAGCAUGUUUAUGAUGUCAGUCUUGAACUGUUAUUCCACACUGUGCUUGAUACCAUCAUCUCACAGAUCAUUCAACUGGAGGAUAUUUCUAGUGAGCAAGCGAUCCAAUUCCACAGACUUCUUAAAAUCCUGAUCGAUCGGUCAGUUGAGGUUUUCACAUUAAAAGCUAAAGAUGAAGUUACAUCUAGCGACAUGGGUUUCAUUGUCAAAAUUCCGUCUUGGCAAAAAUUUAACGAGCUCAGAGAAAUGAUGGAUUCAUCAUUGCAAGGAAUUGUGGAUCGUUGGACAGAUGGGAAGGGCCCCUUGGCACAGUGUUUUGAUGCCACAGAUGUGAGAAGCUUGAUAAAAGCGUUAUUUCAAAACACAGAUAUCAGGGCUCAAGCUCUUUCGAAAAUCAAACAGACCUAAUAUCCAACAUGCAGGUAAUUAAUUGAAAUACAAUUUAUAUCAAGGUUUCGUUAGGGCUAGAAAUUGAUGUUGAACUAAAACGCUUUAGUUUCAUAUUGUUAUCAAUGUCAAUCUUUAUCUUAGUUAUCUCGCAUGUCACAGCCCCUACCAGUUCAAGCUGAUAUUCCAGAAUGUUUUUAAGAUCAGUACCACAGAAUCAAACUCUCAUAAUUCAAAUAGGUACCUAUGUUAUUUUACAAUAAAGAACAAACAUUUAAAGUCCAAUUAACCCACGCUAUAAUCCAACGAUGUGAUAGAACUAGCUGCAAAAUAUUUGUAGCACCAUUAGGCCAUUGUAGACUUAUCUUCUGACUGCAUUAGGUAUCAUAAUUGACUGAAGUGUUUAUCUGCACACUCAACUCCCUUUUCGAUAGAAACAAGAAUGUUGGAUUAGAUGAAAUCACAGCUUUUUUCUGAAUUCUAUAAAAAUUUAUGCUAGAAAUUGUACCGCAGUUAUGAAAGUGUAAAAUGAAAGAGUUUUUACGGAUUUUUUAGUACAAACUCUGCAAAUGUAUUGACUUGCAUUAAUCUUGUCCUGCUUAUACUGGCGUAUAACUAUACUGGCGUUUUCAGAUAAUAGGAAGUUUGCAUUUAUUGAAACUGAAUUAUAAACGCAAUCAAUCUUAAAAGAUAGUCACAACCCCCUAUCUUUGUUCACCCAGACUCCCCCCUCUUAGCUAAACAGACGCUAUAAAAUUGCAAAUGCUAGCUAGAUAAUUAAGCUUUAUGGUCACGUUUAAUUUGUUAUUCCCAGAAAAAUAAUAUUCCUGAACAGCCCCCUAGAAGCUAUCUGUUUCGCUAUCAAAUUACUCAGUAUAAUUAUUAUCAUUUAGUUGAAAUAUUGUCAGGUACCUUGCUAGUUGGCUACGCGAUUCCUCUGUUUGAUGAAGCCAAAUGGUCACAUUUGUUCGACUAGUUAUUCCCAGCAAAAUAAUAUUCGUAAACAGCCCUCUAAAAAGCUAGUUGUUUCGCUAUCAUAUGACUCAAUAUUAUUAAUAUCAUUUACUUGGAAUAUUGCCAGGUACCUUGCUAGCUGGCCACGUUAUUCCUCUGUUUGAUUAAACCAUAUCGUCGUUGAAUUUUAUACGUAUAGAGGUCUAAAUCAAGUUAACAGACAUGGCUGUACAUUUGAAACUACAUUUGUACUGUACUCUUUACUCGUAACAUUUUGUGUCCAUGCAAUAUUUAUGAGCGAUAA